ACUCAUCUCUCGACGCUGAGGUACAUUGAUCCGGCCUUAGUCAGCCGGUAGUCAGCCGGUAACUAGUUCACUUCUUUUCAGAAGCUCUCCGUCUUCAAUUUCCGUCGAGGAGGCCUUGAUGCGUGUCUCGGGCCAUCAAGAUCGACGGAUGCCAACCUCGCAUCAAACCUUCUCUGACAAGUGUCUGUGGGAUGAAUUAAGGACGGAUGCUUCAUGGCUAGUUUACACCGAAAGGAAUAGCCAUGGAGACGCCCACGGAGGCGAAGUUCGAAAUGACAGCUCAUCGUCCAGACGGAAAUCUGCAGCAAUGGCGCCGGCGGAUCAACAACAGCGCUCUGACAAAGGCGGGGGAGGCGGGGAAGCUCUCGGUGAGCAGAGCAAGCAGGUAAUGAGCCAGCAAGUAUCUCACGGGCUUAUUCUGGCUGGUCGGCUGGUUGGUCCUUUGGUCCAGAUCGACAGAUGGCGGGAAUACCUAGCGAACAGUCGAGAAGUCAUCCUUCCAGGUCCGAGAGCGCUGCUUGCUUGCCUGCGCCGUCCUCAACAGGCAAGGACGAUACAGUUAUCGCAACGCUACGCUGCAUGUCACCAUUCUAGUGUCCAGCCAUCCAGGCUGCUAGUCAUGCGAACUCAACCCCCGCCUUUUCCCAAGGUUCUCGUCAAAGUUAACCAAACCACCGCUGCCGAGGCCGCCAAGAAAAAAGAUGUUUUCCUUGUCACUCGCAUUGCCAGACUUUGAAUUCAUCUGGCGAGCUCGACCUUCAAAGUGUAAAGCAGGACGUGGGAAAGUAAAGUGGCCGGCUCAGGGGUCUGUCCCAAGAAGGGCAAUCCGGACAAGACAAGUCACUCCGGACCCGAAGCUCCAUUGCGCCCGGAUCGAAGCCGACCACCCGAUCUCUCUACUUCGAGGCUCGACCACUUCACACACGUUUGCAGGAAGACGGUGACUUUUUUUUCCAUCUCAUCACCCCUCUACGCCUCCUGAACCGUCCAAUGUCUGUUCAAGGCACCAAAGCUACGUCAGGCGAAAAAAAUGCAAUAAGCAGAGUGAAAAUUCUGGCUCCUGCGCGAGGAAUAGUCUUU
Messenger RNA from Colletotrichum phormii, 1080 nucleotides. RefSeq lists its product as uncharacterized. The coding region runs from base 119 to 736 and encodes 205 amino acids. The record is from RefSeq and is a predicted model, not a curated record. The transcript has a single exon. Lineage: Eukaryota; Fungi; Ascomycota; Sordariomycetes; Glomerellales; Glomerellaceae.